AUGGCUCCUCCGACCAACGAGGAAUUGCAGGAGCAAGUGAUGCAGCUGCAAGUGAUGCUUCGGCAGAUGCAGGGCAAUGUGGUCAGCAAUGUCGCACAUGUGGAUUCAUAUAAGGUUCCGAAAAUUCCGCCGUUCUUAAUUAAAAAUCCGGUGAUAUGGUUUAUUCAAAUCGAGGCCACGUUCGAGGCCACUCGAAUCACAGAGCAAAAGACUAAGGCGCAUCACGUGAUUAUGUCUCUGGACGCAGAAGCCAUCGCGUGCUGCAGAGAUCUCAUCGCGGAGCCCGAUGUGAACGAACCAUACACCAAAUUAAAACAGCGCCAGGUGCUUACGUCAGGGAAACCGUCGCAGAUCCUCAGUCGACUUCGUAACUUGAACUCUGACAAACGAUGUGACGACGCCGUAAUAAAAAUUGUGUUCUUUGAACACUUAUCACCACACAUUAGAAGCAUUCUUGCGACUACCGAAAGCACGGAUCUGGACAAAUUAGCCAAAAUGGCGGAUAAAAUAGUUGAGACCGUGGGUGAUUCUGCGCAAUGUGCCGCCGCAUCGUCGUCAGAGUUUAAGCCGUCCGACUUAGAAGCUAGGAUCGACGGUCUGGCCGCUGAUAUUGCUACUCUCGCGGCUGAGGUCAAGCGAUACAGCAGAUCUCAGACGAGAGAAGGCAAAUAA
Acromyrmex echinatior (Panamanian leafcutter ant) is the source of this 672-nucleotide messenger RNA. RefSeq lists its product as uncharacterized. The record is from RefSeq and is a predicted model, not a curated record. NCBI's taxonomy places the organism in Eukaryota, Metazoa, Arthropoda, Insecta, Hymenoptera, Formicidae.